This is a messenger RNA of Trichoderma asperellum CBS 433.97, 769 nucleotides long. RefSeq names its product U6 snRNA-associated Sm-like protein LSm2 (gene LSM2). Gene Ontology annotation, biological process: mRNA splicing, via spliceosome. The record is from RefSeq and is a predicted model, not a curated record. Gene Ontology annotation, molecular function: RNA binding. Lineage: Eukaryota; Fungi; Ascomycota; Sordariomycetes; Hypocreales; Hypocreaceae. Gene Ontology annotation, cellular component: P-body; U6 snRNP; U4/U6 x U5 tri-snRNP complex.
GCUUUCACUCAGAUAACGCCUUCGAAGAUAAAACGGCAGCCCGAAAUUCAGAAUCCAAAAAGCGAAAGAUAAGAGGAUUCUCGUCUCCAUUGCCAUUGUUUGAGACGACACUGCUCAUCUCUCAAACAACUUGCCGUCUAUUCGAAACUCUUCAAAAAAUAUUGCCCCGCUGCCCAAUCCCAGCUUGAGGACAGCUGAUUAUCUACCGCCAUAAUGCUUUUCUUUAGCUUCUUCAAGACACUUAUCGACCAUGAGGUCACCGUGGAGCUCAAAAAUGAUAUCCAGCUCAAGGGGAUUCUGAAGAGCGUGGACCAGUACCUGAACAUCAAGCUGGAUGACAUUCAAGUUGUAGAGGAGCUAAAAUACCCUCACCUGAGCUCUGUAAAGAACGUUUUCAUUCGUGGAUCUGUCGUUCGAUAUGUCCACCUGCCAGCGGCAUCAGUCGAUACCCAGCUGCUAGAGGAUGCCACACGGAGAGAAGCUGCUGCUCAGCAAGCCAAGGCAAAAUAAUAGAUCUUGGUAUAGGCGCGUAUUUACCAGCUAAGCAAGAGAUGGUUGGCGUUUGCAUACGAUAAAUCAUGUAUUCUGGAUCGGAGCAUCGGAGAAUGGUAAUAUUUACACACUUUAUGGUGCAGGAUCGCCGGGCUUGUUGCAAGUAUAAAGCAGUCAUUUGGCGUUCCUCAUGACAUGGGCAUGGGCAUGGGCCAUCAGAAUUUCUCCUGGCAUCAUUUUUGGACGUUUUAAUAAAAAUUUUAUGAUAUCCAAGUCU